Macroventuria anomochaeta is the source of this 2676-nucleotide messenger RNA. RefSeq lists its product as uncharacterized. The annotation marks the transcript as partial. The record is from RefSeq and is a predicted model, not a curated record. Lineage: Eukaryota; Fungi; Ascomycota; Dothideomycetes; Pleosporales; Didymellaceae. The transcript has a single exon.
AUGGCUCAGGUUGCGCUGCCACGCCAUCAGGCUACACAGUCGCAGUCGACGGGUGUAGGCUCACCGCUCUACCAGCGUCGCCAGCAGUCCAACGCCGGCAUGGUCGAGAUGGUCCCCAACCCCGACUUCUCGUUCCCCAUGCGAGGACCAGACACAUCUUCGAACGACUCGUUGCCGAGCAAGCCCCGCCCAAUGUCAAUGCAGUACCCAGCGGCUCGCCGAGGAUCCAUGCCGCACGCCAGGCAGAAGUCAGUGAACGCACUGCCUGCCUUCUCCUUCAAUCCUGCAGGCAAUGCACCACCACCCCAAGAGACGUCUCCCCAGGCAUCGCCGCGCCUGUCGCCGACGACGCUUGCGAAGCCAAUGCAUGGCCACCGAAGGGGUGGAAGUGAGCUCAUUGGAGGAAGUGCUCGGACAGGCGCGACAUUGCUGAGCAGCAGCCCCACCAAGGAUGGCUCUCUGUCACCACCUACAACGACACUGCAGCCCGGCCCGCCCGCUGGACGCCGUGGCCACGCACAUCGUCGUUCUGCCGCCAUCUCGUCCCACGACCUGUCCGCGAUCAUGAACCCUCCCGUGCCCCCAAUGCCCUCUCGAACAGGCAGUGCACCCAACACGCCUGCCGAGAACCUGAACGAGUUCAAGUUCGGUCAUUCAGUGAAUAAGUCUAUGUCACAGCCCUGCCUCCGAAAUAGCAGCUCGGACGAUGAAUCGACGCCUCGCCCUCCAUCCAGAGCUCGUGUUGGCUUUUCUGAUAAGGUUGAGUACAUUCGACCUCUCUCGACAAUCUCCUCAGAAACCGAGGCAUCGACGCUCCGCGGACACUCGACUACGAACAGCCUGUCGUCGAUGGUUGGCGGCAACACUGUAAGCCCAGCAUUCACACGGUCAGGCACCCCAACUCGGAGCACAGUAGAGGAUGGGAGCCGACCUGGCACCGCUGGCGCUGUUCUGGACAAGAUCUUGAGCAACCCGUUGAUCGAGGAUGCGUCUGACCGCAAUCGACCCAUGUCUGCUGGACGCUCUCGUUCUGCUGGACCUAGCCCUACCUCUCCUGACAUGCCGACCAAAAAGCGAGGCUUCUUUCGAUUGGAGUCAAGAAACAGCGACAAGUCUACCCACCGAAGACUGCCGACCAGCAUCUCUGACCCUGCCCUCACAACAACCUUCAACUCGUCUCCUUUGGCAUCACCCAUGGACGCUGAGCCAGUAGAAGACGCGAAAUCGAAGUCAAAGAAGUCGAGCCACAGGCCGCGGAAAGUGAAGUCAUGGGCGAAUUCGAUUAUACCGAGGAAAGGAAAGCACAGUAAGAAAGCGAAGCGAAGAGCAUCGACACCUGAGCAGCCGGACGCCGUGGUCGAAGACGAAGACACUGAUUCCUCGGAUGAGCUUGAUUUUGACUUCAGCCCCAACUUCGAUGAUGACAACUCCGUCACCAUCGUCUCGCCCACAGCGGAUACCGUACCAGGACCGAAAAUCAACACCGACUUUGCUUCCUGGCAACCGCGACAGCUGAAGCGUGUAGACUCGGAUGUCAUGAGCCCCAUUAUUGACAUGGAUGCAGCACUCGGCCCAUUCAACACUCCGAAUGGCGCGGACUCGAGGACGCAAAAAAGAGGAUUCGCGGCUCAUCGACGGGCCAUGCACAGUGCAAGCGGCUUUACUCCAAACCAUCGCAGGACCGAGAGUGCCCCUGAGCUGGUUCCUUUCGAGUUCAGGCCUUCAGCUGCCACUAGCACCUCGCCAAUGGCUGACGUGUUCGAGGAGGAAGAGCCUGAAGAGGAGAAGCCUGAGUCGAAGGACUCCACCCCUACUUCCAUUGCGGAAGAGCCUGAGAAGGUUGAAGAGCCGAAGAUCCAGAUUGUUGAAACGGAGAGCAGGCAGGACGGCCCAGCGAUCAACUGGAACUUCAACGAUGGUCUCGGCCUGAAGACACGUGCUGAGCCCAGGCAUUCGCCCAUCCUGGAGGAGCCGCUGUCCCCACAUGCUGUGCCUCAAUUCGUCCCCAGCGCAAGCUGUUCACAGGUUGAGGUCGUCGAGGAUUACGAGGAGCCUCGUACAUCUUCGCUCACGCAUUCUUCAGACUCAACUGUCACACCACACUCGACGCUGGAGGAGUUCAAGGAGCACCAAUCGACCAUGGCUGUACCAGCGCCGCUUGCGCAGCAAAGUCUCAUGACGCCUAAUACCGUGACCUCGUCCUUUGGUUCACCUGACUACCGAUCAAGCCAGAUCUCCUUUGACACACCUCGUGUAGGUACUGCGGCUUCGUCUGUAACCGACUACCCAGUGAUGCCGUCACCACGUUUCGGAGAGCCUGGACCUGAGAUGCGCAUCUCAUCUGAAGAUGUGCCAUCUCUGACUUCUUCGAGAUCGACCAUGACUAGCAACAUGCAGGGUACCUUCCCCCUUCCCGCUCCUCGCAGGCCUGGUGAUCGCUCGGCCUCACUCUGUUCCGCGCCUAGCGAGGUCGAGUCUCGCCGCCGCAAGCGCUCCAGCAUUGCAAGUCUUUCUCGUUUGAUCAACGGGUCAUACGGUAGCGAGAAGAGCAAGCUGUCGAUCGAACAGCGACCUCAAUCUGCCUACCUUGCACCCAUCGCUAAGGAUCCUAAGAAGAAGACCAGACGUUUGAGCAAGCUGAAGUUUUGGAAGUCAUCGAAAGACUCAGCUCCUUCA